GUCUGAUAUGCUUAUGUAUUAUUUUCUGUUGCGCACACUCUUCCUCCAGAUCAAUAUCUCUGAGAGCUCUUUGAACUCAUUAGGAAUUCUUGACGUCUCCGGUUUCCAUGUUUAUUGCAACUCACCUCUGCUAUUUCCUGUAUUUGUAUUUGGUUGGGAGGAAGGGGAUAUGAGAUUUAGGUCUAAGCAUAGUGUGCCCCGUCGGCAACUUUUGAGUAACUCUGUGAUUUAAGUUAAGAAUAUUUGUGGAUUCUUACAAUUCUGAGAAGAAGACUUAAGGUGACCUUCUAUGGAUUAACAUAACAUGGAGAAGAACAGGAUGGCAUUGUGAUGGAUUCAAAUACCACUAGACACUGCAGCAAAUAGUGAACACAGUGCUUUUGAAAGCAAUGGGACUCCUACAUGGUAUCGCAGUGGCUUAAAAUGGGAUCCGGGUCAAGUGCUUCUGAUAAUAUUCCAUUGGUUGAAAAUGAUGAGUCAAAAGAGGAUGUUGCCCUUUUUGAAAAACUGGAUUUUGUGAUUAUUGGCUACCAUGGUGCUGGAAAGAAUAAAGCAGGAAACAUCAUCCUGAACAAAAAGGAAUUCAGUUACUGGACAUCAUGGAGCAAACAAGCUGUGAAGAAAGAGUCCAACUCAGGCAAUCAUAAAAUUACUGUGAUCCGCACUCCAGGUUGGUCUGGGAAAUUAAGAACGGAGACAAAACAGCAGAUUCUAAAAUCUGUCCAGUCGUCAUUUACAGAUGGACCUAACGCUCUCCUCUUGGUUAUUAAAAUCGGUUGUACAGACUCUCUUGCUAUUUUCACAAAUGAAGAAGGAAAAAGCAUGUUUGAAGAAAUGUUCACUGAAAAUGUAUGGGAAAAUAUAAUAGUGCUGUUCACAAAUGAGAAAGGAUUGAUGAAAGAAAAUAUGCCUAUUGACGAAUACAUUACUAAACUUAAACUUGACUGGUUGAUAGAGAAAUGUGAAGGAAGGUAUUUUUGUCUUUCCGACAUAAAUUCAUGGAAGGUUCAGAGUAGGGAGCUGAUCUACAAUUUAGAGGUAAAUAUAGCUGAGAAAAAAAAUGAGAAUUUCAACAUGGAAGACAUUGCCACAGAGAAUAAACUGAAGAAAAAGACAUCUCUGAAAAAAAACCUUGAAAAGAAGUACAACCAACUUAAAUCACAUCUGCCAAGCUAUAGGAAGAAUAAGAAAAAAUGUGAAUCCAUUGAGAUUAAGAUAGAAAAACUGGAGAAGAUCAUUAAACAGAAGACUGAAGAAAUACAAGAGUUACAGGCUCAAAUUGAUCAGUUAAGUUCCGAAGUAAAGAAACAGACAGAAGAGGACAAAGAAACAAAAGAAGAGUUGAAGCAAACAAAAGAAGAGUUGAAGCAAACAGAAGAAGAGUUGAAGCAAACAAAAGAAGAGUUGAAGCAAACAAAAGAAGAGUCGAAGCAAACAAAAGAAGAGUUGAAGCAAACAAAAGAAGAGUUGAAGCAAACAAAAGAAGAGUCGAAGCAAACAAAAGAAGAGUCGAAGCAAACAAAAGAAGAGUCGAAGCAAACAAAAGAAGAGUUGAAGCAAACAAAAGAAGAGUUGAAGCAAACACAAGAAACGUUGAAGCAAACACAAGAAACGUUGAAGCAAACACAAGAAACGUUGAAGCAAACACAAGACAAGUUGACAUCAACUGAAGAAAUGUCCACUAAUAGAAUCACCAAAAUGGGGAAGUGGCAGAACACACUUCACAACAUCUUGUGUGAACUCCUUGAAGAUGAAUUCAAAAAACUGAAGCACUUUUUGACUGAAAUCCCCAGCGGAAAACUGGAACAUGCAAAACAACUGGAUGUAACAGAUAUGAUGAUAAAAGCCUUUGGAUUUAAUGAAUCAAUCACAAAAACACGAGACCUCAUGAAGAAGAUACCACGCAAUGACCCAGCUGUGCAAGACAUGCUGGAGCCCUUCCUGUCAGCAAUAGGAGAAGCAUGGUGAUUUAAACAUAAUUAAUUAAUACACUACAUGCUCGUUGAACAUCUCAUUACAAAAUCAUGGCAUUAAUAUGGAGUUGGGCCCCCCUUUGCUGCUUUAACAGCCUCUACUCUUCUGGGAAGGCUUGCCACUAGAUUUUGGAACAUUGCUGCAGGGACUUGCUUCCAUUCAGCCACGAGACCAUUAGUGAGGAUGUUGGGCACUAAUGUUGGGUGAUUAGGCCUGGCUCACAGUCGGCGUUGCAAUUCAUCCCAAAAGUGUUGAAGUUGAGGUCAAGGCUCUGCGCAGUUCAGUCAAGUUCUUCCACACCAAUCUCAACAAACCAUUUCUGUACGGACCUUGCUUUGUGUACGGGGGCAUUGUCCGGCUGAAACAGGAAAGGGCCUUCCCCAAACUGUUACCAUGAUGUUGGAAGCACAGGAUUGUCUAGAAUGUCAUUGUAAGCUGUGGUGUUCAGAUUUCCCUUCACUGGAACUAAGUGGCCUAGCCUGAACCAUGAAUAACAGCUCUAGACAAUUAUUACUGCUCCACCAAACUUUACAGUUGGCACUAUGCAUUCGGGGAGGUAGCGUUCUCCUGGCAUCCGUCAAACUCAGAUUUGUCUGUCAGACUGCCAGAUGAAGCAUGAUUCAUCACUUCAGAGAACUAAUUUCCACUGCUCCAGAGUCCAAUGUAGACGAGCUUUACACCACUCCAGCUGACGCUUGACAUUGCACAUGGUGAUUUUAGGCUUGUGUGUGGCUGCUCUGCCAUGGAAACCCAUUUCAUUAAGCUCCUGACGAACAGUUCUUGUGCUGACGUUGCUUCCAGAGGCAGUUUUGAACUCGUAGUGAGUAUUGCAACUGAGGACAGAUGAUUUUUACACACUACGUGCUUCAACAGUUGGCGAUCCAGUUCUGUGAGGUUGUGUGGGCUACCACUUUGCAGCUGAGCUGUUGUUGCUCCUAAACAUUUCCACUUUACAAUAACAGCACUUACAGUUGACCUCUAGAAGACCAGAAAUUUGAUGAACUGACUUCUUGGAAAUGUGUCAUCCUAUGUCGGUGCCACGUUGAAAGUCACUGAGCUCUUCAGUACAGGCCAUUCCACUGCCAAUGUUUGUCUAUGGAGAUUGCAUGGUGGUGUGCUCGAUUUUAUACACUUGUCAGCAACAGGUGUGGCUGAAAUAGCCAAAUCCACUAAUUUGAGGGGAUGUCCACAGACUUUGUAGUGUAUGUGCUACUCACUUCAGACUCAGUUCAUUAUUGCCAACAGUCAAUGUCAUGGAUCUUUGUCAUCUUUUCGGUUAGAUUUGUUUAUAGUCAUAUAUGUAAAUGAACCCUUUUCUUGUUAAUAUUGUAACUAUAAGCAAUAUCAGUUUCCUUUUCCGUAUUAAAUUUUGAUAUUGUAUUAUAUUAGCCCUUUGAUAGUUUUCUAAACACAAAGAUGUGUCACUGCUUGUGUAUAAGUGUUCCGGAAUAACAGGCCAGAGACAAAAAAGAAAAUUAGACAAAAAAAAAAAAGAAAACAAGUAAAAAUGUUAUGGAUGACUUUGAUUUAAGAUAAGAAACUCAAGCAACUGUUCAGAGACAAUGGUACAAUACAAUGGUGCCAGGGUUGCCACAGUGGAUUGAGGAGAGAUGAAGAAAAUGAACUCUGACAAAGACAUGGAGAAGAUCAAGAGGCAUUUUCAGAUAAGGAUCAACUCUGGUGGAGGUCGCUUCAGGGAUAAAGACGGUAAGGAGUUCAAUUUAAUUGUGUGUGUGUGUGUGUGUGUGUGUGUGUGUGUGUGUGUGUGUGUGUGUGUGUGUGUGUGUGUGUGUGUGUGUGUGUGUGUGUGUGUGUGUGUGUGUGUGUGUGUGUGUGUGUGUGUGUGUGUGUGUGUGUGUGUGUGAGAGAGAAAAAACACUAACUAACCAGUACAAACAUCAUGUUCCUCUCAGCAUUAUGAGAACCCAAUCAAAAUCCAUCAUAAAAGGCAUCGGGUAGAAGUAAAUUCAAAUAUAAUUUGACAUACUGUAUAUCUUAAAUGACUGCGUUUUCAGUCAUUUCAUUCUAUAAUCUUGAACCGCUCAGUUUGACCUUGUCCAGGGGUGCCUCCAGGGGUCACUGCUGAGGGAGAGGGAGCUGGAAGAGGUGUACGCCCGCGUGGCAUGGUGCAUCUUGGGAAGGUGGGAAGACAAGGAGAGGCUCCCAAGGAGACCAUUGACAGGUUGGAUGGACAGAGAGGCUGGUGAGCCGUGGUUGUGAGGAGGAUGGAGGCGACUACCACUGCUCAGGGUUCGAAACACAUCAUCAAGCUGAAACACCCGGAGAACCUUGUCGACUACACAGAGUAUCAGAGAGUGAAUGAGGGCUUCAGGAAGACUGCCAUGUGCUUAAGCAGACAGAAUCUAAACUGGAGACGAGAAGAGCAACUCAGCAAAGAAAACUGUUGAACUCAGAAAUUCACUGCAACUGAAGAAGAAAAAGAAGAAAACUGCAGCUGGCCUACUGGUCUGCCUUCUGAUACAACAGCCACACUGCAACUACAGUCUACAGAGUCAAGAUCAUCAUGAAUACUGCAAUGACUGUUAUUGUUCUUCUGGUCUGCUCAGACAUCAUCUGCAUGAUACAAGGGAGAGGUAUACAAUAUCCUCGAUGCCGCUGUCCUACAGUACAUACAGGGGGGGUGAAUAUCAGUUUAAUCAGGAAACUGACCUAUUACCGUCCUCGCUCACACUGCUCUAAGGAAGAAGUCAUUGUCACACUGAAAACCAGGGGUUCGCUCUGUCUCGACCCAGAUGGGAAUUUUGCCAAAACACUGAUUGAAAGACAAAUCAAAGU
Messenger RNA from Oncorhynchus keta (chum salmon), 4770 nucleotides. RefSeq lists its product as uncharacterized. The record is from RefSeq and is a predicted model, not a curated record. Gene Ontology annotation, molecular function: GTP binding. The transcript has 9 exons. Bases 403 to 1968 code for a protein of 521 amino acids. NCBI's taxonomy places the organism in Eukaryota, Metazoa, Chordata, Actinopteri, Salmoniformes, Salmonidae.